Molecule: messenger RNA, 1026 nt
Organism: Stylophora pistillata
Lineage: Eukaryota; Metazoa; Cnidaria; Anthozoa; Scleractinia; Pocilloporidae
Biological process (GO): calcium ion import across plasma membrane
Cellular component (GO): plasma membrane
Molecular function (GO): calcium channel activity
Source: RefSeq, a predicted model, not a curated record
AUGGAGAAGGCAGAUGAUGAAUUGUUUAAUCGUACGGAAAACAAAAGGUUAAACGGCGAUGGAGAAACUCAAUCUAAAGCGAGAGUUGGUCAUCAUGAACAAGAUUUCAUGGAAGAGGAAUUUGACGGGGAUUUCUGGAUCAAGGUCAAUAAAAAGCAGAUUAAAGGAGUGUCAUGGAACAGAGCAAUGGAUGAAGUUACUGUUGAAAAACUGAUUCAUACGUUCAAAGAGAAUGGGGAAUUGGACUCUGAAGAUCCAGCACUCUUGAUGUUAAAAAAAUGGCCAGCAUCUCAGCAAUACCAAGAGAAUCCUGACAAACUUCCAGGGCUUGAAAAGCUGGUAAAUCGAUUGUUGGAAAUUCUGUUGGAAAGUGCACUGAACUCAGAUAACAGAUAUGAGAUGUUCAGGGACAAGGAUGAUAAAGCAGGAAAGACAUUGCUGCACUAUGCUGCAGAACUUGGAUUUUUGUGUGUUACUAGAACACUGGUCAAUAAAUUACCAUGGCUUUUGACAGUGGAGACAAAAGCACCGAAGAAAAAGCGAGCGCUGUUACCAGUUGACAUAGCAUUAAUAACAGAGAAUGACGAAGUGGCAGCAUAUUUGAUAAGAAUGAUGUGGCCUGACAGAGCCCUGAGACUCUUUUCAUGGAAUCCAGGUAAUAAGACAAACCCUCAGCCGUUCUUUGUCAGUCUCAAAUCCAUUAUUGAGAAUCCAAACAUGAAGAAAACAGUGGUGGCUGUGUUAGAUCAGAUGGUGAUCCCGCACUGGCCGCAUCUUCCAAAACGUAAAGAAAGGUAUGAGAGUGAAGAAGAGAAAGAGGCAAUUGAGGGGGCCUGGAGUACAAUAACUGAAAAUCCUUUGAAUUAUCAGUUUUGUUAUCAUGUACUGGAUGCUGAUGAGGGAGGACGACCUCCAAAGAUCAAUAUGUCAGCAGGGGAACAACCAGCAUAUAAUGAGUAUUUUAACUGGAGAGACAAGUCUUGUUUACAUGUGAUUGCAAAAAGCUAUAACAUGGCGCAGUGCUAA